AUGUUCAGAAACAACUACGACAACGACUCGGUCACAUUCUCCCCACAAGGCCGGAUAUUCCAGGUCGAGUAUGCCGCCGAGGCCGUCAAGCAGGGCUCCGUCGUGGUGGGCAUUGUCAGCAAGACGCACGCCGUCCUGGUCGCCGUCAAGCGCAAUGCCGAGGAGCUGUCGUCGUACCAGAAGAAGCUGUUCCCCGUCGACGAGCACGCCGGCAUCGCCAUUGCCGGCCUGACGUCGGAUGCCCGCGUCCUCUCCAACUUUAUGAAGCAGCAGUGUCUCGGCCACCGCCUGACGUACGGGACCUCCAUGCCGGUGCGGACGCUCGUCGACAUGAUUGCCGAAAAGGCCCAGCUCAACACCCAGCACUACGGCCGCCGGCCCUAUGGCGUGGGCCUGCUGGUGGCCGGCGUCGACGACCGCGGGCCGCACCUCUUUGAGUUCCAGCCCAGCGGCAUGACCGACGAGAUGGUGGCGUUUGCGAUUGGCGCGCGCUCGCAAAUGGCCCGCACGUACCUCGAGAAGAACAUUGCCGCCUUCGCCGACAGCGGCCGCGAGGCCCUCGUGCAGCACGGCCUGCGCGCGCUCAAGGAGAGCCUGGUGCAGGACCGCGAGCUGACGGUCGACAACACGAGCGUGGGCAUUGUCGGCUUUGUGCCGGCCGCCGCCUCGGCCACGGGCGCGCGCGAGGUGGAGCCGUUCACGGUGUACGACGGCCAGGACGUCAAGGCGUGGCUCGACGCGGCGGCAGACGACAAGGCAGAAGGCGACGACGCGCCGGCACCAAGCGGCGGGGCCGAAGGCGAGAUGGAGGUGGACCAGUAG
Molecule: messenger RNA, 822 nt
Organism: Sporothrix brasiliensis 5110
Lineage: Eukaryota; Fungi; Ascomycota; Sordariomycetes; Ophiostomatales; Ophiostomataceae
Product: 20S proteasome subunit alpha 6
Exons: 2
Coding region: 1-822 (273 amino acids)
Biological process (GO): ubiquitin-dependent protein catabolic process
Cellular component (GO): nucleus; proteasome core complex, alpha-subunit complex; proteasome core complex
Source: RefSeq, a predicted model, not a curated record